Molecule: messenger RNA, 1255 nt
Organism: Bombina bombina (fire-bellied toad)
Lineage: Eukaryota; Metazoa; Chordata; Amphibia; Anura; Bombinatoridae
Gene: POU3F4
Product: POU class 3 homeobox 4
Exons: 1
Coding region: 1-1068 (355 amino acids)
Biological process (GO): brain development; regulation of transcription by RNA polymerase II
Cellular component (GO): nucleus
Molecular function (GO): DNA-binding transcription factor activity, RNA polymerase II-specific; RNA polymerase II cis-regulatory region sequence-specific DNA binding
Source: RefSeq, a predicted model, not a curated record
AUGGCCACAGCUGCCUCUAAUCCCUACAGCAUUCUCUCUUCCAGCUCCCUGGUCCAUGCAGACUCUGCGGGCAUGCAGCAAGGGAGCCCUUUCAGGAAUCCACAGAAACUGCUCCAAAGUGAUUACCUGCAGGGAGUACCCAGCAAUGGACAUCCACUGGCGCACCACUGGGUCACAAGCUUAAGUGAUGGCAAUCCUUGGUCUAGCUUAGCCACAAGUCCUUUGGACCAACAGGACAUUAAACCAGGAAGAGAAGAUCUGCAGCUGGGGGCUAUAAUCCAUCACAGGUCUCCUCAUGUUAGUCACCACUCACCCCAUACAAAUCAUCCCAACGCUUGGGGAGCUAGCCCAGCUCAUAACUCAAGUGGACAACCUAUAAAUGUCUACUCACAGUCCGGUUUUACGGUCAGUGGAAUGUUGGACCAUGGAGGGCUCACACCACCACCUCCAUCAGCCACCACACAAAGCCUCCACCCUGUGCUGAGAGAUAACACUGACCAUGGCGAUCUUUCCCAUCACUGUCAAGACCAUUCAGACGAGGAAACCCCCACAUCAGAUGAGCUGGAGCAAUUUGCCAAGCAGUUCAAACAAAGACGAAUCAAGCUGGGAUUCACCCAAGCAGAUGUUGGUUUAGCACUAGGGACUCUGUAUGGCAAUGUAUUUUCCCAGACCACCAUCUGCAGGUUUGAAGCUUUGCAGCUCAGCUUUAAAAAUAUGUGCAAACUAAAACCUCUGCUAAACAAGUGGCUGGAGGAAGCUGAUUCCUCCACAGGUAGCCCUACCAGCAUUGACAAGAUAGCAGCCCAAGGUCGGAAAAGAAAGAAGAGAACCUCUAUAGAGGUGAGUGUCAAAGGUGUGUUGGAAACCCAUUUCCUUAAAUGUCCCAAACCUGCAGCCCAAGAGAUCUCCUCCUUGGCAGACAGCCUGCAGCUGGAGAAAGAAGUAGUCCGUGUCUGGUUUUGUAAUAGAAGACAAAAAGAGAAAAGAAUGACUCCUCCAGGAGACCCACAGCAACACGAAAUCUAUUCUCACAAUGUCAAAACAGACACCUCCUGCCAUGAUCUCUGACUAUAGGCUGGGGCCAGUCAGGACUAAAACAAAGUGGAUUUUUUUUUAUGGGUUUUUAACUUAUGUUUUUGGCGAUAAAAAAAAUUACAGAAAUAAGACUUAGGAGCAAAGUGUUCCAUAUUUGGGCAAUAUAAGUGAUAUUAUAUGCUGUUUACUAGACAGAAAGAUGUGUGCCUCUGAACCAACC